AUGCUCCUCCCUCAGGAGCCCCAUAGAAUAUUACCCUCGACAGAGGAACCGGCGAUCAGAGAGAAAAAAAAGCAUUAAUCUCUCGCGAAGAACGUCCGUGUGAAUGCAGCAAGGAGAAAUCGAUGAUCCUUCCCACGAACCCGCGAUCGAAUAUCAUCCAAAGAAAGAAAGAAAAGGCAGCCGCUACUAGUUCGUACCUGCACGAGUUUUUUACACAUGCCGAACCUCUGUCUGGUCUCGAGCCUUCCACCGCCGGAACUUCUUGGGAGCUGCUGAUCGGAGGAGCUCAGGCCGUCCGACUGGACUCCCUUGGUGCAGAUCUCGAGCCUUAUUCCGGCGUGGCCGUCGGGAAUGGCCGCCUUCCAUGGAACCCAUCUCUGGCUCAGCUUGCCGUCGAUCCCGCCCUCAGAAAGAACUGAGAAGCUCAGGAGCCCUUCGUCCCGUUGAUUGAGGAGGUCGCUGGCCGUAUGCAAGAUCACCUGGAAAACCCGCUUCUCAUCGCCGUAGACCAGAUUCGGGAUGUCGUUGUCGAUCUGGAUGCCGAAGCCAAAUCCCCGGUUGUCGCAGAGAAAUCUGAUGACGGCGGCGGCUUCUUUGAUCGUCGUGUGCAGGUGAAAGGGCCUCGUCUCGAGGACCAGGCUCCUGGCUCCACUGUCGGGGCUCUCCAUGAUGUCGCCGAUCAGAGCGGAGAUGACGGAGCUCAUCUUCAUCAUCGUGCUGAUGACCAGCCUCUGCUCGGAGCUCAGGGGUUCCUGCUGGAACAUGGACAGCAAGCCCAAGAUCGAAUGGACGGGCCUCCUCAUCCCGUGGCUGGUGACGUUGUGGAAGGAGUUCCUCGCCCUGUUUGCCAUCAUGGCGUCCAUUCUGGCCUGCUGGAGGGCCUGGUUCUGCUCUUCCAGCUUCUCCCGCAUUCUCUGA
Spirodela intermedia is the source of this 918-nucleotide messenger RNA. NCBI's taxonomy places the organism in Eukaryota, Viridiplantae, Streptophyta, Magnoliopsida, Alismatales, Araceae. The record is from the annotation of a GenBank genome assembly.